AUGGGAAAAAGAAUUACUCUAAUAUUUUUGUUUGUGAUAACCUUUCUUGUUUUGAGUAGUGUAGAUGUGAAAACUAAAGCUAUACAAAAUUUAUCAGAAGUCGACAGGAAAUUGAUGGUUCUGAACAAGCCAGCAAUCAAAAGUAUUAAGAGUGAAGAUGGAGAUAUUAUUGAUUGUGUUGACAUCUACAAGCAACCCGCUUUUGAUCACCCUGCAUUAAGGAACCAUAUAAUUCAGAUGAAACCGAAUAAUAGUUUUCCAUUUGACACUACCAUUAGUGUUAAAAACGAGUCAUCUCUGCAAGUGUUGUCUCAAACUUGGCACAAAAGUGGAAGUUGUCCAAAGGGAACCAUAUUCCCAUUCGUAGAAUUAGCGGCAUAUCUUUUUACAAAAGGAUAUGGUUUUGUGGGUGCUAGAGGAGUUAUAAAUGUCUGGAAUCCAAGAGUUGAUUCGCCCGAUGAAUACACUACUGCUCAAAUUUGGAUUAAAAAUGGCCCUAACGAUGGUUUUGAAAGUAUUGAAGCAGGAUGGAUGGUCAACCCAAAGUUAUUUAGUGAUUCACAACCUCGAUUAUAUAUACGAUGGACUAUGGAUGCGUACCAGAAGACAGGUUGCAUUAAUCUCAUUUGCUCUGGGUUUGUACAAAUCAACCCAAGGUACGAAUUAGGUGCACCUAUUCAACCUACAUCACAAGAACGAGGAAAACAAUAUGAGGUCCAAAUCCAAAUUUACCAGUUACCAGAAACCAGAAAAUGGUGGCUAGUAUAUGGAGAAGACAAGGUGAUAGGGUAUUGGCCCUAUGAAAUCUUCAAUCAUUUGCAAAGGAAAGCCAGAAUAGUUCAAUGGGGAGGGGAUGUUAAUAGCAAAAACAUCAAGGGAGUUAAACCCCACACUACAACAGCCAUGGGGAGUGGAAAUUAUGCAUAUGGUUUGUGGGGAUCAGCAUGUUACAUUGAUAGACUUAGAAUCGUGGAUUAUAACCUCCUUACGAAGUACCCUAUAUGGGUACGUAGUAAUGCCGAGGAACCCAAUUGCUACACUGCUCUUAAUUACCAAAAGAGUCUUGCAAUUGAGCCUGUGUUCUACUUUGGAGGGCCUGGUGGAGGUCUUUUUUGUCCAUGA
Molecule: messenger RNA, 1122 nt
Organism: Quercus lobata
Lineage: Eukaryota; Viridiplantae; Streptophyta; Magnoliopsida; Fagales; Fagaceae
Exons: 7
Coding region: 1-1122 (373 amino acids)
Source: RefSeq, a predicted model, not a curated record